Molecule: messenger RNA, 2046 nt
Organism: Myxocyprinus asiaticus (Chinese sucker)
Lineage: Eukaryota; Metazoa; Chordata; Actinopteri; Cypriniformes; Catostomidae
Product: synaptogyrin-2-like
Exons: 4
Coding region: 129-806 (225 amino acids)
Cellular component (GO): synaptic vesicle membrane; neuromuscular junction
Source: RefSeq, a predicted model, not a curated record
GGGUGGUGCAGCGGUACUUUCAGGAAACAAGAGCUAAAGUAAACAGCAGAGCACACUACCAAGCUGGACCCUCUGCCGGAGAUCUGACAACUGAAGAAGAGGGGCAAGAGUCGCACGAAAAGCCGAAAAUGGAGACGGGUGCUUACGGUGCAUCGCUGGCCGGAGGAGCCUUUGAUUUCUCGGGCUUUAUAAAGCAGCCGCAAACGAUACUCCGGCUGUUCAGUUGGCUCUUCUCCAUAGUGGUGUUUGCUACCAUCGUUUCUGAAGGCUACUUAAACGAAAGUAGUGGAAAAGACACCAAGUGCAUUUUCAAUCAGAGUGACAGUGCUUGCAGCUAUGGAGUGAGUAUCGGAGUUCUAGCCUUCCUGGCCUGUGUUAUCUUUAUUUUGCUGGAUGCCUACUUCCCCCAAAUCAGCAAUGCCAAGGAAAGGAAAUACAUCAUCCUGGGUGAUCUUGUUUUCUCUGGUGUAUGGACGUUCCUGUGGUUUGUGUGUUUCUGUGUUCUAGCUAAUCAGUGGUCAAACACGGUCAGUACGGGUGGCAUCCCUGCUGAUGCGGCCCGAGCUGUGGUGACCUUCUCCUUCUUUUCCAUUGCCACCUGGGCGCUGCUUACCGUGUUUGCAUUGAAACGAUACCGCCAAGGAGUGGACAGUUUUGAUACAGGCUACACUGAUCCAGUAAGUGACCACACUUCCCCAUACCCUGCGGCAUAUCCCUACCCUGCCGGUGCUUCACAGAGUUACCAGCAGUCCCCAUUCGCAACCACUUCUUCUGGAGAGGGAGGGUACCAGCCUCCUGCCUACUAAGGGAUGGCUGUUUCGUGUCCUUACAAGCAUCGAGAAGGUAUUUUAACACAAUUCUGAAAGGCUCAUCUGUGUAGACUGAUUCAUACUCUCCACGCCACUGUUUUACUUUUCUAUAAGAGUUUAAAUUAUGUCCUGUGGUUGACACUUGGUAUGCUUUGACUGUGUGUAUUUUUAUGUUUUAAAGAGCAUGAAGAAGUUAUUUAUUUUUAUUUUGUUCUGAUUCUAGUAAAUGCUUAAUAUAACCCUAAGUGCAAAAUUUAUUUGCACAUUUGCAGAAUUAUCUUAAUAAUUGUAUUGUUGGUUUAUUCCAAAUUGAGUUCCACUGAAAAGAUUGAAUAAUAACUGCAGGUUUUACAUUUAGAAGAUGAUCGAUUUCAUGCUCUACACAAUUAUAUAAUAUAAGAAAAAUUUAACAGUCACUAUAGAACAAACAUGCAGUGGUUUCCUUAAAAGUGGCUUGGUUUCCAAACUGGUGUUGGAAAAAAAAAAAAAGCAAAAUCAGAACAAAACUACUGAUAUGCUCAACAAACUCCAUGUGCCAAAUACAUUAACACACAUCAGUGCUGUACUUUGAAUUUGUUGCCAAAUGUCUUUGUUGCCAUAAAAAGGAAAAUAAACCUUUCUAUGCACUAAAUGGUUUUAAUAACUUCACUCUUCUUGAAACUGAAUGAAGAGCUCAUUGAUGAGUUGUUAGACUGAUGUUGUGAGGUAGGAAAUUGACUACCAAAGAAACUACUGUAAAGUGCUUAAAUUUCAUUUGUAACAAUGGACCGUUUACUUGUGUAGAUAAGCCUUAUUUUUGUAUACUUUAUGCACCUGAUUGUCAAAAUGUUAAUCAUAAAAUGUAAAAUUGCUCAAAUUCUAGCAAUUGUUUUUUUUUUUUUUCAGAGAAGAUUUCUACCUCUUACAAUUAAAAUUGUGCCUUGUUUUGAAUUAGUAUCUUGGCAUUUUCAAGGAUUUUUUCUGUAAAUGUAUUUCUGCUUGACUAUUUUUAGACCACUUUUACUACCCUAAAUUUGGAAAUUGGAAUGCAAAAAUGAUAAGAAAUAAGAAAUGAUAAUUACUAGAGUUGUUUUGUUCAAGGCAGACAACUUUAUUUCAUUUUCACAAUUCUGUUCUUAGCACAUAAUUGGUUUGUAUUCCUGUUUUUUUAUUAUUGCAACUCUUACUUAUUGCAACAUUCUCUUUUUUGUAAAGAAAUGCUGUCCAAUAAACACUUGAUUGUUUGAAUGUUAACACA